AUGACAACCAAAUCCAACAGCGGUGUUCUGGGUGGCAAGGCUUCCUCAUCACCUCUCCUGACGUCUCCACCUCGCCAGCGCCUGAUCACCAAAGAUGGACACUGUGCACUUCGUCCCCCUGUGUGUUCUUCAGGCUUAUGGCAUGAGACUUUACGCAGAGCCUGGGUGUUGGCCCUGCAGGACCUGUGGGGACUGUUGGUGAGUCUUCGCUGGAGAUGGGUCCUCCUGGCCUUCUGCACAUCUUUCCUGGCCCACUGGCUGUUGUUUGCCUGUCUGUGGUACUUGCUGGCCCAUCUAAAUGGAGACCUUGCUGUGCAGGAUCAUGAUGCACCCCCACAGGGGCAUGUGCUCUGUGUAAAGCACAUUACAAGCUUCACUGCUGCUUUUUCCUUCUCCCUGGAGACUCAGCUAACCAUCGGUUAUGGCACCAUGUACCCCAGUGGAGACUGCCCGAGUGCCAUAGCACUGCUGGCUGUUCAAAUGCUGCUGGGGCUCAUGCUGGAAGCAUUUAUCACAGGUGCAUUUGUAGCCAAGAUUGCCCGGCCCCAGAAGCGAGCGGGAGCCAUCCAAUUCAGCCACCAGGCAGUGGUGGGCCAACACCUGGGGCAGACGUGCCUCAUGCUUCGAGCCACCAAUCUGCUGCAGCGACCUCUGGUGGAUGUGAAGGUGAGUGCUGUGCUAUACGAGGAGCAUGAAGGUCAAGCUCUGCACCAGACCUCGCUGGACUUCUAUUUGGACCAUUUGGGCCAGCAGCCAUGCCCCUUCUUCAUUUUCCCACUCACCUUUUACCACCCCCUGGACCGUCGGAGUCCCCUCUACCCUGCCCUGUGCGAGGGCUCAUCAACCCACUUUGAGUUAGUGGUUUUCCUGUCGGCCCUGCAGGAGGGAACUGGUGAUGCCUGCCAGAAGAGGACCUCCUAUCUGCGCCAAGAAAUCCAGUUUGACCGCCGCUUUGUCCCUGCUUUAGGUUUGGAUGCCUGUGGGAGGUACACAGUGAGCAACCAGCACUUUGAUACAGCUCACUCAAAGGAGCCUAUGAACAAAGACUGUGUGGUGCAGAUCAACGGUGAUGGCAGCGAAAGGAUGGAAUAAAGAUGCUUGUCAAAGAGACAGAGAGAAGAUGCAGGUGGAGGCAAAUAUUGUUGUCGGGAGGUAUUUGAUUGAAUUUGGUAAAUUUGAAUUUAUGAUUCAACAUUAUAAAAAUUCAAAUGUAUGCCAGAUAUAUUCUAAGUACUGAUGCAGGUUCCCUCACCUCCUCCCUCAAAUCACUUCAAGUCCUCAGUGCACAAAGCAGGGGAACCAGUAACUGGCAGUUGUAUUGAUUGGAAUGACUGACUAGCAAGGAUGGAAGAGUGUGUGUGGGGUGGGGUGUAGGGGGAUGCAUGUGUUUGAACAUUUCUGACUUUGGGGACAGUAAUUUAAGA
Molecule: messenger RNA, 1424 nt
Organism: Archocentrus centrarchus (flier cichlid)
Lineage: Eukaryota; Metazoa; Chordata; Actinopteri; Cichliformes; Cichlidae
Gene: kcnj13
Product: potassium inwardly rectifying channel subfamily J member 13
Exons: 2
Coding region: 1-1092 (363 amino acids)
Biological process (GO): potassium ion import across plasma membrane; regulation of monoatomic ion transmembrane transport
Cellular component (GO): plasma membrane
Molecular function (GO): inward rectifier potassium channel activity
Source: RefSeq, a predicted model, not a curated record